Ricinus communis (castor bean) is the source of this 1576-nucleotide messenger RNA. RefSeq names its product abscisic acid 8'-hydroxylase 3. The coding region runs from base 1 to 1431 and encodes 476 amino acids. The transcript is spliced from 9 exons. NCBI's taxonomy places the organism in Eukaryota, Viridiplantae, Streptophyta, Magnoliopsida, Malpighiales, Euphorbiaceae. Gene Ontology annotation, biological process: sterol metabolic process; brassinosteroid homeostasis; brassinosteroid biosynthetic process. The record is from RefSeq and is a predicted model, not a curated record. Gene Ontology annotation, molecular function: oxidoreductase activity, acting on paired donors, with incorporation or reduction of molecular oxygen; heme binding; monooxygenase activity.
AUGGAGCUUGGGAUAUUACUGAUCUUUGCCCUCUUAAGCAUUCUUCUGCUCUCGACUUUCCUCUUGCUGCAUUUAUGGAUUUCACCAAAAGAAAUGGAGGAUCUCCCAGGAAGCUUGGGGUGGCCUAUUGUAGGUGAAAGCUUCUCAUUCUUGUCUGAGUUUUCUAGUCCAUCUGGCAUAUACAGCUUCAUGAAAAACAGGCAGCAAAGGUAUGGAAAAGUUUUCAAAUCUUUUGUGCUGGGUAGAUUCACUAUCUUCAUGACUGGAAGAGAAGCAAGCAAAAUCUUGUUAACAGGAAAAGAUGGGUUAGUGAGCUUGAACUUAUUUUAUACCGGGCAACAGGUGCUGGGUCCUACCAGUUUGCUUCAAACAACUGGAGAAGCACACAAAAGGAUACGGCGACUAAUUGCAGAGCCCCUGUCAGUUGAUGGGCUAAAAAAAUAUUUUCAAUUCAUCAACACCUUGGCCAUUGAAACAUUAGAUCAAUGGUCUGGAAGGAAAAUUCUGGUUCUCGAGGAAGCUUCUACAUUCACUCUCAAAGUAAUUGGCAACAUGAUAAUGAGCCUAGAACCCACUGGAGAAGAGCAGGAAAAAUUUCGGGCAAAUUUCAAAAUAAUUUCUUCCUCAUUUGCAUCCCUGCCAUUCAAGAUCCCUGGAACAGCUUUUCACAAUGGUAUUAAGGCCAGGGAUAGGAUGUACGCAUUGUUAGAUUCAAUCAUUGCAAGCAGGAGAAGUGGCAAAAGCGUCCAACAAGAUUUUUUAGAAUCACUGAUAAUUAAGCACAGCAAAGGAGGGGAAGGAGAAGAUGAUGAAGAUAAACUUACUGACAAACAAUUGAAGGAUAACAUAUUAACUCUGCUAGUUGCAGGUCAUGAUACCACAACGGCUGCUCUCACAUGGCUCAUCAAAUUCCUUGAUGAAAAUCCUCGAGUUCUGGAACAACUUCGAGAGGAGCAUAUACAAAUCCAAGCAAAGAGAACAGAUGGAGCAACCCUUACAUGGUCUGAAGUUAAUACCAUGCCUUACACAAACAAAGUAAUCAGUGAAACUCUUCGAAGAGCCACUAUUUUACCUUGGUUUUCAAGAAAAGCUGCUCAGGACUUUGAAAUUGAUGGAUAUAAAAUCAAGAAAGGCUGGUCCAUCAACUUGGAUGUUGUCUCAAUUCACCAUGAUCCAGAAGUUUUUCCUGAUCCCCAAAAGUUUGAUCCCACCAGAUUCGGUGCACCCCUAAGGCCUUUCAGCUUUCUUGGAUUUGGCAGUGGACCUCGUAUGUGCCCCGGGAUCAACCUGGCCAAACUGGAAAUCUGUGUCUUUAUCCAUCAUCUGGUCACCAGAUACAAGUGGAGACCUCUGGAGAAAGAUGACUCUGUCCAGCCAACACUUGUGCGGAUGCCAAAGAACAAGUAUCCAGUUGUAGUUGAACCACUGUAGAACUCCCACAGCUACCAGCAACCACAGAUAGAGGAAGAAAUAAUUUCAAAGCAGACGAGGAAAUUGAAUACCACACAUCAAAAGUUGUAUUUUCAAACCAAGUAUGGAUCUAUGGUGUAAUAUUACAAUCAGUCGUGUGUGCUAA